Colletes gigas is the source of this 1560-nucleotide messenger RNA. Its product is annotated as WD repeat-containing protein 18. The record is from RefSeq and is a predicted model, not a curated record. The coding region runs from base 115 to 1389 and encodes 424 amino acids. Gene Ontology annotation, biological process: rRNA processing; DNA-templated DNA replication. NCBI's taxonomy places the organism in Eukaryota, Metazoa, Arthropoda, Insecta, Hymenoptera, Colletidae. Gene Ontology annotation, cellular component: nuclear pre-replicative complex. The transcript has a single exon. Gene Ontology annotation, molecular function: protein binding.
GUUUCAAAUCGUACGGAAGACAGUGGUGCUAAUUAACACGGAAAUAAGUUCACGCGAAUCAUGUGAACACCGAAACGACUAGUUAUCUCCGCGGAACGAUAAAAAGACGCCAAAAUGUCGCGAAUCGCCGACUCGAGGGAAGUGAUAAUAACCAGCGACAGCACGGGCGAGCACUGGAGUGCCGCCGUGUGGGAUCCACGAACCGGUUCGUCAUUAUCGACCUACAAAAACGCCGGUGCCCUGGCAAACCGUACACUCCAGCUUCUGAGCGACACGUAUAUAAUCGGCGCGGAUGCAACGAAGCCUCGAAUACACGUGUGGUCUCUGAACAGUCCGAGCCCCGCGCCUAACCUAAGAUUAACGACACCCGGAAAGGUAACGGCCCUAGCGUCCACGCCGAGCGGCUCUUACAUCGUCGCGGCGAUUUCGGAGAAGCUGUUCGUCUGGCAGUCGUGCAACGGUCGACUGCUGGGAAACCUGUCGCAGCAUUAUCAAACGGUGAACUGUCUGUCGUUCAGCAAAGACGGCUCGAUAUUCGCCAGCGGCGCCGAGGACGGUUUGAUAUUCGUCUGGUCCCUGUUCCGUGUAUUGAACGACGAGAGAAUCACGCCUCUGCACGGUUUCUCCCACCAUUCUCUGCCGGUGAAAGAUCUACAGUUCGGGCACGCCGGCGCGCUUGGGAGGUUAUGUUCCGUGUCGCUCGAUCGUACGUGCAACGUUUACGAGCCGAGGAGCGGGUUGCUGUUGCUCACCCUCGUGUUCGACGUGCCCCUCACCGCCGUUACCAUGAACGCGCGCGAAUCCGACCUGUUCGUCGGCUGUACCGACGGCAGCAUAUAUCGAUUCAAUCUCCACGAGCCGCCGCGCGGCACGGAGCAUCACGUGCAAGUUAAAAAGAACAGCUCGGACGGCAUGGUCUACCAGGGUCAUAAAUCGACCGUCGUGACGUUAUCGAUAUCGAUCGAUUGCCGUUAUCUGCUCUCGGGCUCGACCACCGGCGAGGUCCACGUUUGGGACAUCGCCAGCCGACAGGUUCUUCGAACGAUCGAUCACAAGGGACCAAUCACGGCGGCGUUCUUCGCGAAAUACUACGAGAACUUCCGGGUCACAGAGCUUGAGCCGCGCUUGCGACUAUCGAACCUGCAACGGGUAUCGGACGAUACCGACGGGAACCAAAGCCCCGUCGAGGCGAUUCCGCGGGAACGAAGUCCCGCGGACGUUUUGAACUUCGACGCGUACGCCGGGAACUUGGGGGCGGAGGGAUCGGAGGGACCGUGUUCGCGCAAGCUGCUCGAGAUGAGGGAGGAGAUCGAGAGACUGAAGAAAAUCAACGCCGCCAUUUACCAAUACAGCGUGAAACGUAUUCUGGGCACGACGAACGAACGGUGAAACGGAAACCGGGACUGUUGAUUAUACUGCGUAUCGAUAGAUUUAUCGUUAGGUUGUUUCGACGCGUUUUUUUCUAUGAAAACUUACUUCAAUAAAGAGUACCUGUCACUUACGAUGUAGAUUUCUUAAACCGCAUCUGAUGUCUCGAAAGGGACAAAAAUGUAUUAAAUU